Molecule: messenger RNA, 1020 nt
Organism: Lottia gigantea (owl limpet)
Lineage: Eukaryota; Metazoa; Mollusca; Gastropoda; Lottiidae
Exons: 1
Source: RefSeq, a predicted model, not a curated record
AACCUCUCCUAUAUAACCUUUUGCAGAAACUUCUCCUUUAUAACCUUUUACAGCAACUUCUCCUUUAUAACCUUUUGCAUCAAAAUCUCCUAUAUCACCUUUUGCAGCAACUUCUCCUCUAUAACCUUUUGCUGCAACUUCUCCUUUAUAACCUUUUGCAGCAACUUUUCCUAUAUCACCUUUUGCAGCAACUUCUCCUUUAUAACCUUUUGCAGCAACUUCUCCUAUAUAACCUUUUGCAGCAACUUCUCCUUUAUAAUCUUUUGCAGCAACUUCUCCUUUAUAACCUUUUGCAGCAACUUCUCCUUUAUAACCUUUUGCAGCAACUUCUCCUUUAAAACCUUUUGCUGCAACUUCGCCUUUAUAACCUUUUGCAGAAACUUCUCCUUUAUAACCUUUUGCAUCAACUUCGCCUUUGUAACUUUUUGCAGCAACUUCGCCUUUAUAACCUUUUGCAGCAACUUCGCCUUUAUAACCUUUUGCAGCAACUUCUCCUUUAUAACCUUUUGCAUCAACUUCGCCUUAAUAACCUUUUGCUGCAACUUCGCCUUUAUAACCUUUUGCAGAAACUUCUCCUUUAUAACCUUUUGCAUCAACUUCGCCUUUAUCACCUUUUGCAGCAACUUCUCCUUUAUAACCUUUUGCUGCAACUUCGCCUUUAUAACCUUUUGCAGAAACUUCUCCUUUAUAACCUUUUGCAUCAACUUCGCCUUUGUAACUUUUUGCAGCAACUUCGCCUUUAUAACCUUUUGCAGCAACUUCGCCUUUAUAACCUUUUGCAGAAACUUCUCCUUUAUAACCUUUUGCAUCAACUUCGCCUUUGUAACUUUUUGCAGCAACUUCGCCUUUAUAACCUUUUGCAGCAACUUCGCCUUUAUAACCUUUUGCAGCAACUUCUCCUUUAUAACCUUUUACAGCAACUUCUCCUUUAUAACCUUUUACAGCAACUUCUCCUUUAUAACCUUUUACAGCAACUUCUCCUUUAUAACCUUUUCUUUUGCAGAAACUUCUCCUUUAUAA